AUGGACGCGCCUUUACGUUGCAACUCGCUCAAGUGUCGUCAACGCCUUGCCGAUAGAGCUGUGGUCACAACGUGCAGCCACAUCUUCUGCGUACCAUGCUCCAAUGCUCUUGGUCUUUCUAGUUCGGCAGACGGCGUCCGGGUCUGUCCUGCAUGCGACGCCCAGCUCGCCAAUCCCGAUGAUGCUGUCGCUACACAGCUCAACCCAACCGAAGACUACAAGACAAGCGUCCUCAGCGGCCUGAGUCCGACGAUCAUCAUGGAGUGCUGUACUCGUGGACUGUCGUUCUACCAGUAUCAGGUCACACAAGAGAUCAUGUACCACGACUACAUGGCCAAAAACCUAGCCGACAGAUAUGCCAACCUCAACUCUCAAAUGGACAAUGUCAUCAAGGACGCCAAUUCGGAAAUCAGCGGUCUCAGAGACAGACUAGAGAGGAUGCAUGUCGAGAAGAAGACACUCGAGCAGAAGAACCAAGAGCUGAUCAAGGCUUUCAGCGAGAAGAGCAAGGCUCACCAGCGAUUGACCAAGCUAUACCAACGAGCCAAAGGCACGCAGAAUGCCGAGCAGAUGCGAUACGCAGCGGCCGACGAUGUGGAUCAUGUCAUACAAUCG
This is a messenger RNA of Aureobasidium namibiae CBS 147.97, 615 nucleotides long. RefSeq lists its product as uncharacterized. The annotation marks the transcript as partial. The transcript has 4 exons. The record is from RefSeq and is a predicted model, not a curated record. Gene Ontology annotation, cellular component: synaptonemal complex. Gene Ontology annotation, biological process: reciprocal meiotic recombination. Gene Ontology annotation, molecular function: ubiquitin protein ligase activity. NCBI's taxonomy places the organism in Eukaryota, Fungi, Ascomycota, Dothideomycetes, Dothideales, Saccotheciaceae.